CCCCAAUUUAUUUUUAAAUUUUCGGAUAAACCGAAAGGUAAAAUUUUGGACGACGUGUUCCUAUUUACACGGAUAAAGAUAUUGACACCGAGGAGAAUUCAAGUAUCAAGACAACCAACGAUCUUUAAAUCGUUAUGGCGGAAAACUUUGUCUUGCCAUCUCACGACGGUACUAUCGUUAAAUGUUCUAACAACGAGACUUGUCUUCAUGCAGUACCUGUUAGAAAACAGCUGGAAACCGUUGGUUUAACAACAACUAAUUAUGAAAUAAACCCACGUGAACCCGGGUACUCUGUAGCCUUACUUAGUAUUGUUAAAGAUUCAAAGUUUGUUUUGGUGUUUUACUGUAAUCAUGUGAAAUCAUCUCUGGAGAGAAUACUCAAGCAAGAUCUAAAAUCAUUUCGUAGUAAAGUUAUCAUUAUAGCAAGGUCAACAGAUCGUCUACGAAACUUGAAGGAUUUCACACGUUUUUCAGCGUUUGACAGCGACAAAAUAAUACAACACAUUCAACAAAUAGUGGAUAUGACAGACCAAGAUAGGUACCCAUCUCUAGACCAGCUGACGGACCCUCCUUCAAUUCCACAAAGAAUGAAAAAGCCAUAUACUGAACAGACAAAAGUAAAAGAACUAGACACAUCACCUACUCUAGAUAAAUUCCAGUUUACAACCAAUAUUGUUCCCAGUGGUUUUAUUCAUGCAGAUACAUUUGAUACUAGCGAUACAGGAAACAGAGGAACACAUGUGCUACGCUCAUCGUGUAUACCUAAAGUUUCAGUAGUUUCAUCAGUAAACGAAAUAAAACGACGCUUCAAUGGUGCAACAGAGGAAGGACGAGAAGAUCUUUCCAAACAAAUUCUGUCCAGUACUAUCAAAGAACUAAUCAGAAACGGUGAUUUCCUUGGGAUGAUAAAUCUUUUAGAUAUCGAUGAUCGCAGGAUUCAGACGAGUGUUUUCAGUGCAAUUGAUUCAUAUCAGUUACAAACAAAUUUAUGCAGUCGAUGUAACAGAGGUACCGAAAUGUUGAAGGGAACGAUACAUUUAUUUGAACUAUGUCGAAAAUGGUCCGCAAAUCAAUUCGCUAUGGUUAGUCUCUUACCGUUAACCUUAGAUACGACAGCUGUUUUGUAUCUGUCAUCUUGUGUUAAUGGUUUAUCACAGUCAAAUUUAGUUCCAGAUAUACAAAUAUUUACCGAAAAUUCAUUGCCUGUCGUGAAUAAAAUUAUUUUAGACAACACUUUGUCAGCAAGUUCAAGUCAGUGUCAAUAUUUGCUACUCUCCCUCCAAAAACUGCUGGAUAACUUGAAAUGUAUAGGCAUGAAUCCAAGCCCACUACAAAUGGGGAACUUCAAAGAUGCUUUGAUGAACGAAAGCAACCGUGAUGAACUGAAAAAGAAAUUCGCUAAAUCAAUGACAUACUUGGAGCAGUACUCCUUACUUAUGGUUGUUAUUAAUCAGAUUAUGUUGAAGUCUGAGCUGCAGAUUGUUGCUUUCUUGUCAGAUUUGGCAGUCAUUUUGCUUGACAAAGUUUCAAAGAAAUCGAAAUCUAUGCAGACUAUAUUUCCUCAGCUGUUGUUGAUAACGAAAGGUGUUGUACAACGUUUAUGCAAAGGUUCACACUUGCCAAGAACAACGGCCGAAUAUCAGAUGAAGUUGUGUAGGAUUUCAAAUUUAUUCAUCGAUACUACAAAGAUCAGUCAAAUGGACAGACUUCAUAUUCUCAAUCUCACUGAACCACUACUCUUCAAAGAAUCUAAAGACAUUGUACAGAAUAUUGUGUAUUUGUUUUCAAAGAAUAAUCACAUGUCCAAAGAUAUAAGAGAAAAGGUCAGCAAAAAUAUUGUCCACCAGUUAUCUGUAAUUAACUUUAAAAUAGACGGAGUUAUUCAUCAGUCAGCCAAUGUAGGAUUAGAACCGUCAUGGGUAACGUUUGCAGGGACAGUAUCUGAAGAAAAAAAUGUUGUUAUGCAUGCUCUGAUUCCUACUCUUCAUUGUAUAAGUGAAGGGAGCAUGGCAGAUUAUAAACAUAAAGCGAACAAGGGUGAAACCAGAAAGCAUUUGAAUACCCUGGAUAUCCUGAGACAUCUACAAGAUGAAAAGGUUCAUCAUAAUUUGAUUCAACUGAUUGCGUUUCAAUGUAGACCUCUACCAAUAUUUUAUAUAACAGACCAGUCAAUAGAUUAUGACUUAAACGCACAUCUGUUAGAUGCAAGAAAAGUCUUCAAAUGGAUUUCCUACAGAGAAUUAACCACAAUGGUGGCAGAUGCUGUAGAUGCGGUAGGGUAUCUCCACAACAAGGCAGUCAUCCAUCGAAACGUGACAACAUUUGCCUAUAGCCUGAGGAAAAAUAAUGUUGUUUUGCACGAUUUCAGCGUUUCAAAGGUUUUAGGAAACAAUACUGGAUUUAUAUCAGAUUUAGAAAACACUCAGAUUCCUGUUUUAUGGUCAGCUCCCGAAAGUAUUUUAGAGGACCACUAUGAUACUAAAACAGACACAUGGAUGAUAGGCCAGUUUAUUUAUGAAGUAUUUACCCAUGGUUGUCAUCCUUACACUGAAGUGUACGGAACUCCAACUGAACAGCUGUUAGAAUAUAUUGUUUUUCAAGAUUUAAAGCCACAGAAAUGGCCAUGCAUUCCAAAAGACAUACAUGAUAUCAUAAUAGGAUGUUGCAUGACGAAAUCAGAGGACCGUAUAGAUAUAUGUAGGAUAGGAAAAUUACUUAACAGUAUACUUAUUACUCUUAACGGAGGACGACGUAACCUGGUCUCGCAUAUAUUUGAGGAAGACAAAAAAUAUCCCGAAUUAGAUCUUCAGCAUGAUGUACCUGAAAGGGGUCUGCCUUCCUUAUUUGAACAACUUAAACAGAAUAACACCCAGGACAGACAUGUAAUACGAAAAUCAUAUUUCAACAUAAGAAAGUCACAAAGGCGCAUUUUAAACGAACUACAAAUUACAAAAGCCGAUAUAAAGGCACCAGACCAACCUAUCAUUCAGGCAAAGCACAGUUUUAUUGCGGUUUAUGAACCAGUGACUGUAGAUUUUGUCCAGUCCUUACCCCAUCUCGACAAACAAACGUGUACAGAGAUACUUCAAAUGUUAGACACUCCUAGUAGAGAAGAAAGGAGAAAUAUACCUGGGAAUAAUCAAUAUUUACUGAAAUACAAACUUCAUAAAAGUACAAAUCUGUUAGAACUAGCGUUCAAACAUUUUUGUGGUGAUCCAGAAGAAAAUAAAUAUGAAUACCUGAAGAUAGUACAAAACAUAGUUAAAUUCAUUGGUGAAAUGCAUAAGCGUAACUGGAUACUCAGAGAUCUGUGUGCUGAUAAUAUCUUCGUAUUGGACACAAAUAAGGAGAUAACUGUGGCACGACUUGGUCGAAUGUUGUGGUUUGAUUCAAAUGGCGUCUUGGAUGAUUGUAUUAUUGAUGAAAUAAAAGAGGACAGGAGACGCUGGUUACCAAUUGAGGUUCUUCAAAAUGGCCAAUACUCAAAGGAAGGUGAUAUCUAUAUGUUUGCAAUGGUAGUAUAUGAACUUUACAUGGCGCUUGAUGUUCAUCAACAUGACAACAUGGCUAGCGAUUUAGAAUGUGCACCGUUUGCAAAGGUUUCCAUUUCUGAGUUACUUAAGACCCUAUACAGUGGUGAAGUCCCAACACAGCCAGAUUUGUGUCCUGACUGGUUAUAUGAUAUUAUGAACCUCUGUUGGAAUAGAGACAGAACACGCAGACCAACAUCUAAUCAUAUUUUAAAAGAAAUUAUGAGAAACCUGGAGUCGUCAAUAAAAGAGGUGGAUAACCACUCCGAUCAAGAAAUGUACGAUGUGCCGGAAGAUUCUGAACCAGAAAGGGAUUAUGAACCUCUAAAUGAAACUAACAGUAUCGAUAGUGAAAACUAUGACAGCCUUGAUGACAGCAGUGUAGAAAAUUUUAAUCCUCUUAUGAGAUCAAAAAGUUCUUGUCCAAUAAUUACAAUUCCAAAAACUGGAGAAACUAAUCCUUUUGAUGUAAAUAGACAACAUACCUGUAGUUUCGAAUCUAGUACAAGUUCUCUAACUAAUCAAUUUGCAAAAGACAAUGUACAGUUUUCAUGUGUAAAUAGCGACACAGAAUCUGAGCGGAGUACGUUCAAACAUCAUAAUUUGCGAUAUCAUCAACAAAUAUUAGAAACUUCUAGAAGCUCAUUCACCAGAAAUGGUUUCAGAUGCGUAAAUAGCAUUUCAUCAGAAAGUCAAAAUGACUACAUGAACGAAUAUCAAUUUACGGACGCAAAAUCAAAAACUGCAGAUAAAACGAUAAAAGGUGUUCUAUUUUAUCCUAAUGACACUUCGAAAAAUGAAGCUUCGGCAAGUAAUAUUAAUGGUGAUGAUGAUGUUUUCAAAGAAGGUGCAAAAUCCAUCAAUGAAGGCAUACAUCAAGAAUUUAAGGAAGAUCGAUUAAACGGUAGCGAUUCGUCUGAAGCAAGUAGUAGUUACUUUCGUACUGAUGUGAAUAACCAGUCAUCAAUAAAAACAUCACCAAAGAACACACAAAAAGCAGAAGCUUGUAAAUUUAAGACUAUCACUGCCAAACAAUCCUCAACACCAAGUGAUAUUAGGUCAUUAGACAUUCAAGGAAGGAUGAGGAGUUCGUCUUCUUCUUCCAUCAGCAAUCAUUUUACGAAUCCAGCAAAGUGCAAUAGUGAAAAUACUUAUAAUAAAUCAAAAACCGAAAGGGACAAAACUAAGCACAUCGUUUCUACAGCAGAUGACGAUAAAUUCAGCGAUAUUUCAAGAGAAAGUAGCACGUACUUUAAUGUAGACAAACCACCAGUCAAUGCUGAGGAUGAAGGCACCGAAAGUGAAUCUUAUGAAGAUUUUGAAUCUACUACAAAUUGCAAAAUUUUUUCACCACCGGAAGACAAAGAUUAUUUGACUGUUGUGUAUGCGAAAGUUUAGGCAAUUAACAGACGCAAACUGCACUGUUUGUUAAUGUGCUAUGUGUAUUUCAAAUAAAAGUAUUCAUGGACGAAAGGAUACAUGGAAAAUAGUCAGCCAGACAUCAUUAUUUAGUUAUUCGGAAUGUUUGUGUACAUACUCAACAAUACAAGUGACCGGCCGAAAACAAAUUCAUUAUUUUUUCAAUAUGGUACUUUUAUUUUCAAAAAUAGAUAUUUAUAAAAAUAAUAUCUUUGUAACACAUGUAACAUAUGAAGUUAUUACAAAUUUAUAACAUUUU
Molecule: messenger RNA, 5208 nt
Organism: Mytilus californianus (California mussel)
Lineage: Eukaryota; Metazoa; Mollusca; Bivalvia; Mytilida; Mytilidae
Exons: 16
Coding region: 135-4928 (1597 amino acids)
Biological process (GO): innate immune response; cell surface receptor protein tyrosine kinase signaling pathway; cell differentiation
Cellular component (GO): extrinsic component of cytoplasmic side of plasma membrane
Molecular function (GO): ATP binding; non-membrane spanning protein tyrosine kinase activity; signaling receptor binding
Source: RefSeq, a predicted model, not a curated record